UCUUCACACCUUAUUCCUCACUCCACACACCCAUCAUAAAAUCUUUCUCUUCAAUUUCUCUCUCUUCAUAUCUCUCCACCAAAAGCCAUGGGUCCGGUGGUGCUCAGCCAACUAGCCACCGGUCUGAGCGUGCUGGCCGGAGCGGUCAUCGUCAAGUCGGUCAUGGACCAGAAGCCCAUGGCCGGCCCAUUCACUCGCUGCCCCACCUGCAACGGAACCGGUCGAGUAACCUGCCUCUGUUCGCGUUGGUCCGACGGCGAUGUCGGAUGCUCCACGUGUUCCGGCUCGGGUCGCAUGGCCUGCAGCAGUUGCGGCGGCUCCGGCACCGGUCGACCCUUGCCGGCAAAAAUCGUGAUUCGCCCUCCCAGCCGUCCCUCUUAAUUCCCCCACCUCUGCUUUUAGCGUUAGUAUAACAUUUUAAUAUAAUAUAAUAGAAUCUCUCUCUCUAUAUAUAUACCUUUUUCAAUUUUAUUUCAUCUCAAUCAAUUGCCGUGUACCUAUUACUGUUAUUAUUUGCUCACAAUUACCAUGUAAUAUAAAGUGCACGUUGACACUUGUAAUCAACAGAGAGCUCAGAUUAUUAGUA
Vigna umbellata (rice bean) is the source of this 586-nucleotide messenger RNA. RefSeq names its product chaperone protein dnaJ-like protein. Lineage: Eukaryota; Viridiplantae; Streptophyta; Magnoliopsida; Fabales; Fabaceae. The record is from RefSeq and is a predicted model, not a curated record.